AUGCUUAUUCCCGCAGGACUCUACUACGUUCAUCCCUCGUACCAGCGCCGGACGGCGCUGCCUCUCUCCGCAGCCUCGGUGGCAGCGACCAUCGCCGACGGCUGUGCCCGCGUCGCCCUCACGCAAACCUUCUCCAACGUGACGACGGCUUCGCUUGAAGCGACAUACCUGCUCCCCAUGGACGAGGGCGCGGCAGUGGUCAGCUUUGAGGCCAAUUGCAACGGCCGCAUCGUCACUGCCCGCGUCGAAGAGUCUGGCGCUGCCAAGGCUGAGUACGACGCCGCACUCGCUCGCGGCGAUGGCGCGUACCUUCUCGACUCGGUUUCGUCAGAGCACUUCACCAUCGCCGUCGGCAACAUCCCGUCGGGCGCCGAGGUCACCAUCACCACCACGUACGUGGCCAAUCUGCGGACUCGCGGCGAUGUGUACUCAUUUGUUGUUCCCAACCGACUUGCGCCCAAGUACGGCGCCUCGCUCGCGCCCGAGGCUAAGCACCUCGACGCCACCGUCCCGCUCGAUCUCGUCGUCCAGUGGACGAUGAGCCCCGGGCUCGCCGAGAUGGACUCUCCCUCGCACCCGGACGUUGUUGACUCGGUCGUCGUCUCGGACGACGGAGCCGGGGCAUCGAUAUCCGUCUCCCUCGCUUCGCUCGAGACAGACUUUGUCCUCAACGCCGUCGCCGUCACCCCACCCGGCCCGAUCCUCCUUGUCGAGAACCGGAGCCUGCCGUCGGGCGUGACGACUCAGGCCGCUAUGGUCUCGUUCACGCCUCAGCUCGAGGUGCCUGACCAGCGCACCGAGCUUGUCUUUGUCAUCGACCGCUCAGGCUCGAUGGGCGGCUCCAAGAUCGAGCACGCCCGCAAGGCCCUGCAGCUCUUCCUCCGUUCACUCCCGGAGGACUGCUACUUCAACAUUAUCGGAUUUGGCUCACGGACCGACUUUUGCUUUGAUCUCGGCGCCGCCGUGCCAUACAACGACCAGACGCUCGCCCGGGCAACCGCCCACAUCGCGGGCAUGGGCGCAAACCUCGGCGGGACCGAGCUCCUCGCUCCGCUCAAGGCCGUCUUUGCUUCACCCACUCGCCCGGGUUUCAGCCGCCAGGUCUUUGUCCUCACCGAUGGCCAAGUCUCCAACACCAACACAGUGAUCCAGGCGGUGGCCUCGGCCCUCAAGGCGGCGACAUCACCGACCCGCGUCUUUACCCUUGGCCUCGGCAACGGCGCCUCGCGCGCGCUGGUCAACGGCAUGGCCCGCGCCGGCAACGGCACCGCGUUCUUCAUUGACGAUGACGCCGCUGCCGUCCUCACCGCCACUGUCGUCCGUCAGCUCAAGCAAGCGCUCCAGCCGCAGAUCACGGGCCUUACGCUCGAGUGGACGUCGACCGACGGCUCGGUUGCCCGGACCAACGUUGCGCGCCCUCCUCAUCUCACCGCAUCCAAGGCCGCGCCGCCGGCCACCACCCGCAAGGUCUUGCGCAUCGCGCCCAAGGCCAACGCAGCCGACAGCGCUGGCGCGGCUUCAUCCGUGUCGGCGCCUUCGACUUCCGCUCCAGCCUCUGCUGUUGUCCAGGCCCCGUACUCAGCCCCGGCGCUGUUCAACGGCGAGCGCUUUGUCGCCUUUGCCUUUUUCAAGCCCUCGUUCGGUACGCCUGCCAGACUCCGGCUCUACGACGCAUCGGGCGAGAUUGACUUUGCUGUCUCUCUCGAGACGCUGCAGGCUGUCGAGGGCGAGACCGUUCACGCGCUUGCCGCGCGCGCGCUCAUCCGCGAUCUCGAGGAGGGCUCGUCGUACAUGCACGCCACAGCAGCCGGCUCGGCCGCCAUCAGCGCCGAAAUCGUCCGCCUCGGCACCGCCUUUGGCCUCGCCUCGACUAAGACCUCGUUUGUGGCUGUCGAGCAUCGAUCGGACGCCGAGCGCAUGCAGAUCGUCGGCCAUGCUGGCGCCCGUGCCGUGCUUAUCGCACCGCGGGCUCCGCCGGCGAUGCGCCUGCAGGGACGUAACCGGGGCCGUGGCGGUGCACGCAAGAAGAUGAGCCGGGCCCGCCGCAGCGGCGGCGGGGGCAUGACUGGCGGCUUUGGCGGCAUGCCCUCAACCGCCCCGCGAAUGUUUGCCGCAUGCGCGUCGGCCCCGCCUAUGCCGGUGUUUGCGAUGAGCUGCUCGGCUGCGCCCGCACCGAUGGCGAUGUGCAACAGCCUCUCGUUUGAUGUUGAUGACGACUGCGACGCGAUGCCGAUGGAGCUUGCGAUGGAGAACUGUCUCGCUGCACCUGCUGCCAGCGCGCCUGCCGUCGACUACCAGUCCAUCGCUGUCGAACUCGCCAUGCUCCAGUCGACCAAGGGCAUGUUUGGGGCGUCGGCACUCGCGCAUCUUCCCUCGGGCAAGACGACCAAGCCGAGCACCGCUGGUGCGGCCUCGGAGAGCGCCUGGGUCACCGCCCUCGUCCUUGCCUACUUUGCCAGCCCGCACUUCCGCGCGUACUACGAUGAGAUCGAGCUCGUCAUCUCCAAGGCUCGCAAGUGGCUCGCGUCCACCCUCGGCGACACCUCCUCCGCCAACGCGCUCAUUGCCACAGCAAAGUCAGGCCAUGGCCCCACACCUACGCCCGGAACCGGAGGUCGUGCGCCAUGCGAGGCUGCCCUGCCGGCGCCUCCGUCGCGGGCGCUGCCACCGGGUGCUGCGCCACACGCACGGCUGCUGGCCGCAGUCGACGCCGGUGACACACGCGCAGCAUUGGCACUGACCAGAGCUCACCCGGACAUGGACAUCAAUGCCAUGGCAGAACUCGGAUGGCUGGCGGCGCCGCGCGGGAAGACCACCGCCCUGCUGCUUGCUGCCCGGGCCGGUGACGUUGGCAUGAUGGCCGCGCUGGCCACCGUCCGCGGCCUGCGACUCGAUCUGGCCGACGACAUCUCCGGAACGGUGCUCCACGCCGCCGUUGCCUCGGGUUCGCUCGAUGCCCUCCGCUUUGUCCUCGACACCCUGGCUUGCAUAUGCAACCGUGAAGGGAAGCUCGCUGGCCUCCGCGGCGAGGUGGCGCUCAAUCCGAUCGGCCCGGCGGAGAGCGAUGGCCUCACACCGCUGCUGCUUGCGGUCCGCGCAGGCUCCACGGCCAUGGUUUCCGCCCUUCUCGCCACCCGCGGCGUUGACUCUUCCGCUUGCUCGGCGUCGGGCCAGUCGGCGGCAUACCUCGCUGCCAAGCACGGCCACCUCGACGUCCUCCGGUUGCUUGUCGACGAUGGCCGGACAUGCAUUGACACGCCCGACGACUACGGCUACACUGCGCUCCAUGUGGCGACCCAGCACAAGCGUCUCGACUUUGUCACCUAUCUCAUCGAAGACGUCGGGUGCUCGCCCGAGGCGACAACCGCGUCGGGCGCCAUUACUCCGCUCUAUCUCGCAGCGCUGGUCGGCUCGCUCGACUUGGUCAAGUACCUGCUCGAGCGGCACAACGUCGACCCGAACGUGCCAUCGGAUAAGGGUUGGUAUCCGCUCCACGCCGCGGCGCAAGGCGGGCACGUCGCCGUCCUCCGUCACUUCCUUGAAGACGGCGGCGCCAAGGGUGACGUCGUCACCUCGCGUGGCUCGACGCCCAUCUACGUCGCAGCCAACUUUGGCCACGCACCUGCCGUCCAGCUCCUUGCCGAGUACGGAGUCGACCCGGAGCGCAAGCAGCACUCGGGCUGGUGCCCGCUCCACAUUGCAGCUCACGUGGGCGCCCUCGACGUAGUUCGCUACCUUGUGCUAGAGGCCGGCGUCAACGCCCGCACCCGCACCGCCAAGGGGGACUCGGUCAUCUUUAUCGCCGCAGGCCGCGGCUUUCUCGACCUCACCCGCUUCCUCAUCCACGACGUCGGCCUCGAUCCGACCGAGCCGGCCAACGAUGGCUUUACGCCGAUGCUCUUUGCCAUCGAAAACGGAAACCUCAACGUGGUCCGCUACCUCUUUGAGGAAGAGGGCGUCGACAUCACCGUCCGUGGACAUGCCCACCAGUCGGCCGUCUACCUUGCGGCCUACUACGGUCACAUGGAGACGGCUCGGUAUCUCAUCGACGUCGUCCGCGACACCCGUGGCGCGAGCAUCGACGUAGAAGCGCCCGAAAAGUCCGGCUACACACCGGUCCAUGUCGCCGCUCUCCGCGGCCACUACGACAUCCUCGAGUACCUGCUUUCAGUCGGCGGCGCAUCGCCGCACGUCCUCACCGACAAUGGCCAGUCGCUCCUCUACGUGGCGGCCAAACGGAACGAGACCGCCAUCCUACGCUUCCUCUUGGAGAACUAUCCCGAGCUUGACAAGGAGGCGGCCCAACUGCAGGGCUUUAACCCGCUUCUUAUCUCAGCGCAAGAAGGCAAUCUCGAGUCGGUCAAGCUCCUCAUCGACCACGGCGCCCGUUGCGACGCCCGCACCCGCAACAACCGCUCAGUUCUCUUCAUUGCUGCCAAGAACGGCCACGUCGACCUCGCUCGCUACCUCCUCGCCUACCACCGCGACCCGGGCGCCUUUGAUGUUGCCGCCUGCCUCGCUGGUUCCGACUCACCGGCUGUCCGCCAUCUGCUCCGCUGGUUCCUCGACAUCCAGGACCUGGCUGUUGCCUGGAAGCCGACCAACCAUGUUUUCUUCCCACGUCACGUCCGCGAUGCCAUCUGGACCACACUCCUCAUCGCCCGAAGCGUCGACCCCGAGUCGCGGACCUAUCGGUACGGCGACUCACUCGUCUCACAGCUACCAAACGAGCUGCUGCUACAAGUCUUUGCUUGGGUGGCCACGCCGCCGUGGGAUGGUCCUGUUGCAGCCGCCUCUACGCUGUAA
Thecamonas trahens ATCC 50062 is the source of this 4806-nucleotide messenger RNA. RefSeq lists its product as uncharacterized. The transcript is spliced from 2 exons. Gene Ontology annotation, molecular function: protein binding. The coding region runs from base 1 to 4806 and encodes 1601 amino acids. Lineage: Eukaryota; Apusomonadida; Apusomonadidae. The record is from RefSeq and is a predicted model, not a curated record.